Molecule: messenger RNA, 2049 nt
Organism: Aspergillus calidoustus
Lineage: Eukaryota; Fungi; Ascomycota; Eurotiomycetes; Eurotiales; Aspergillaceae
Source: the annotation of a GenBank genome assembly
AUGCUUCCAUUCACUGGGUUCCAUAUCAAAACUAUUGCAUGGGGGCUUUUCUCGCUCUCGGCUGUUCUUGCAAGCCCGCAAUGCGUCUCCAACACUCCAGAUGGGCCUCUUCAUAUAACCGCAGACUGCAUGGACCCCAUUUACAACACUCCCAUUAUCGCCAGCGAAACGGAUGAAAUCAUGCCCGUCCCGCACCGCAGAGUCGCCGGCUACUUCAACGACACAACAGCCGAGUUCACCAUCUACCUCCCUCUGAAGGACGCAUGGAAGGGACGCUUCUUCCAACUAGUCUACCCGCUUCAAGGCUCCACAGCCGAGGACAAAACCAUCGCCUUUGGAAUUGAGAGUGGCGCAUAUACAGUUCGUGCCGCUACUGGUGGCGGGUAUCGCGGGGACGCGGCCGUGGCCAAGUUGUCGAGGCAGAUAGCAAGGGAGUUCUAUGGGAUCAACAACCCAGCUGAAACGGAUCACAUCUACGGAUAUAUCUAUGGCGGUAGUGGUGGCUCGAUGCAAACUAUUGGGGCGCUGGAAAACACGGUGGGUGUCUGGGAUGGUGGGAUUGCCCUGGUCCAGGGAGUCCCCAUGUCAAUUCCAAAUAAUUUCUGCAUACACGCCCUCGCUGGGUUGGUUUUGGGCGAGAAGGCUGAUCUGGUGGCGGAUGCAGUGAGUCCUGGUGGGAGUGGAGAUCCAUUUUCCGGACUUGAAGACCAUGAGCGCCCUGUUUUGGAGGAGGUGACGGCGUUGGGUGUGCCCCUGCUUGGGUGGGAGGAUUUUGAGGGGCUUGCUGGAAACAGGACUAAACAUCUUGAGAUGUUUCGAACUGUGGUCACCGCAAAUGUAAAGAGGGCAGACCCGGGAUAUGUUCACGACUUCUGGAAUAAGGACGGAUAUCUUGGCAAGGAGGACUCGAAGCUUGGUCAGUUCUUCCGUGAUAGGCUGGUCGAGUUUGAGGCUACUGUGGUGGAAGUGGACAGGGGAAUGGAUGGUGUCCCUGUUCGGGUCAAGUUGAGCCAUCUCCCCGAGCAUACUCCCAAUGAGCUUGAGUUCACGAUCCUCAGCCAUGUGGAACGGCAAGAAACCCGCUCAGACGUCGGCUCCUUCACUGGCGUGAUUAAUAAGGAGGAUCAAUCCGUGUUUAUCUACAGCGAUAACAACGCCACCAUCCUUGCCAGCCUCGAGAAAAACACCCCCCUUCGAGCGGACAAUCGCUGGAACCUGGCCGUGCAUGCCUGGCAUCGACACCAACUCCCCCCGAUGCAAGGUGGAUAUUACGGUUAUAACUACCUGAGGAAGGAAAAUGGAGAGCCACGUUACCCGCAGCGGGAUAUCCUGCUUGCCCCAUCCAUGUCACGACCUGCUGCCGGGGGAGGAACCCAUACUGGCCAGAUUACAGGGAAGCUAAUGGUUAUCGAUAAUCUUGCCGACUAUGAUGCGUUUGCCUGGCACGCGGACUGGUAUCGAACCCAAGUCCAGAGUGCUCUUGGUGAGAGGUUCCAGAACAACUACCGACUAUACUUCAAUGAACACGCCGAUCAUGGUAUGGGCCCACCAGCGCAGGAUCAGGAGCACCGCGUGGUUGACAUUACGGGCCACUACGAUCAGUUACUUCGAGAUCUUAGCGCAUGGGUCGAGAGGGAUAGUCAACCGCCAAGAGGGACCAGAUAUACAGUGGAAAAUGGGCAGGUCAAAGUAGCCGCAAAGGCUUCUCAGCGCGCAGGGAUCCAACCGGUCGUCAGCCUGACAGUUCGCGGGGGCAACCAGACGGAAAUCAGGGUGGGAGAGCAGCUUCUCUUUGUGCUCAAGGCAGAAGUGCCCCCGGGAACUGGAAGUAUUGUUUCUGUAGAGUGGGAUCCCAGCGGAACUGGAGAUUUUGUUCGAGUGGAUGUGGGCAAGCCUCGCCCAAAGCUCACUAGCAGAAUGCGAUAUGCUUUUGAGGAGCCCGGGACUUAUUUCCCAGUCGUUCGCGUGAGUUCCCACAGGGAUGGAGAUGUAGAUACUUCAUUCGCAAGAGUGAUGAAUCUGGGACGUGUGAGGGUUGUUGUACACUAA